AUGGCCAAGGUCAUUUUCACGGCUUGGAAAACCAAGGCCCAGCUGGUGGAGGUGCGGAACGAAUUCUAUCCUCCGCCUUCCUACGCCGGCCCAGACUUGCGCUCUCACGGUUGCGCAGUGGUCGAAGCCUGGAAGUUGCGCGGCAAUGUACCGCACCAUGUUGAAGCUACCGCAUUGUUGACGGACGCAAUUCUGCAUGAUGAUGCACAGAGAAAUUCCAUAUUCUCGAUUCGGGCUACAUACUCUGCUGCCUUCUGUCGCUUCGUAACCGGUCUUGUGGAUACCAAAAUUCAUGGUGUACGGCGGACAAUGUUUCAGCGCGCUACAGAUCUGGGCCUGCCAGCUUCUUUUGUGGAAUUGCGGCACGAAGCAACCCACCGUGAGCCCCCGUCUCUGGUGGUACUGCGCAAAGCAGCACAGCGGUCUCUCGAAUGGCUUUGGGAUAACUUCUGGGCCGAUAUUUGUGAUGAGCCUGGUGCUACACCUGCAUUGACCCAUGAUGAUGGUGUAUCUGUAAGGGCAGCCUUGUGCGACGCUCUGCAGCCUCUAGCCGGCGGAUCGGCGGAACCGGUCUCCAAGAAGCGGAAGUAUGAUCGAUCCAUAUCGGUGGCUAUGCAGCUGGUCUCGAUCUGUAACUCUUCGGGGGCCGGUAUUAGGCUUCUACCGGGUGUUUUGCUUGAGCAGGGCUUGUUGGUGCCUGCGGGACGGACACAUCUCACAGAGGAUAUGAUCAACGAUCUCGCGUUCAACACCAACGACGCAUCCAACAACCCCCAUUCAGAGGCACUGUAUCUGUGGCUUGCCCAUAUUCUCACAUCUCCGGCUUGGGAAUUCCACCGGCAAUCUUGCCCUCAUAGUUACGUCCUCCAGGCUUGCACCGAGAGCCCACACCACUGGACGACGCUGUUAUCAGAUCAGGUGAAAAAGCAGGCUGGGAAAACUUCAGCAGUACCCAUUGCUCGAUCCGGUACCAAGACUCGAGUUUCAAAGCCCCAAACUCGUCCGCAGUCGCAAGGUCCUACCUCCCAGCUCUCGGAAAAACUACUGGCACAUGGAUGGGGUCUUCUGGAACAAUGGGAUAGCCGCCCUCUGGGGGUGGUAGCAAGUAAUUAG
This is a messenger RNA of Penicillium brevicompactum, 1113 nucleotides long. Its product is annotated as rRNA-processing protein LAS1. NCBI's taxonomy places the organism in Eukaryota, Fungi, Ascomycota, Eurotiomycetes, Eurotiales, Aspergillaceae. Gene Ontology annotation, cellular component: preribosome, large subunit precursor; Las1 complex. The transcript has 4 exons. Gene Ontology annotation, biological process: maturation of LSU-rRNA; maturation of 5.8S rRNA. The record is from RefSeq and is a predicted model, not a curated record. Gene Ontology annotation, molecular function: endonuclease activity. The coding region runs from base 1 to 1113 and encodes 370 amino acids.